AUGUUCUAUUUUCUGUUUCGAUCUUGCGUUUCUUCUCUCAUCCGCCUCUCUGCUCUUCUUGCCUCUUCUUGAUUCUCUGUAUAGUAUCAGAGCCAUAGAGGCUCCAUGGCAGAUCUGGUCAACACUAUGGCUUCGUCUACAAGCGCUAUCAUUUCGUCCACAACAUCGGCACAAAUAUCCUUGCUUAUUCCUAUGGGAUUCAUCCCUCCGGUUAAGCUUAUCGGUGACAAUCAUCUAGUAUGGAAAAAUACCAUGGUUCCAAUUUUGAAUGGAUUUGACUUAAUGAGAUAUAUUGAAGAUGAUCCUCCACCGGUCUCAACCUCUGAUGUGACUGGAAAUGUGAUUCCGAAUCUGGAAUAUAAGGUAUAGUGGAGGAAUGAUCAGCAAAUAUUAGGGUUUCUUAAUUCCGCCAUGUCUGAAUCGGUCCUUCUGAGUCUUGGAAGAAAGAAUACAUCCAAAGAAACAUGGGAAGUAAUUGAAACCAUGUAUGCUUCCAGAGGACGAUCCUACGUAAUGGAUCUUUAGAGACAACUGAAUAAUUCCAACAAAGGAGAUAUGAGUACAGAUGACUACAUCAAGUAUUUUAAAAGGAUUUCUAAAGAACUAUCAACUGCCGGCCAUCCACUAUCAUCUGUCAUUUGAGGAUAUCAUUGCCAACUUACAAUUUCAUGAUGCAAUUCAAGCCUACUAUCAGAAUCAGCUCACAAGUUCCAUAACCCCGGUGACGAACAAUGCCCAAAUAUCAUCACAGUCCCACAACAAGAAAAAUUGGCAAAAUCUUGAAUGGCAAAACAAGGGAUUCCAGCAAAAUAAGGAAGAAAUAGACAAGGAUGAGGUAGAUCCAGACAGUACACACCAUGAUGUUAGAUUUUCUCCCAGUUUGGACACAGGGGUAGAGAAUGCAAAGAAAGAUUAUUGCAAAACUUUUAUGCUAAUCAACUCUACACCUCUGUCCCCGAUGAACCAUUAUAGUAGAGCAACCCUCAAGCUUACUACAUGAACACUAGAAGUAUCUUUGAACCAUCAAUGACAUGAUCAUGGUAUCCAGAUAGGGGGGCUUCUCAUCAUGUUACAUCGAAUCAAAACACUAUGAAUCAAUAUACUUCAUACCACAAAAAUGAUCAACUCACCAUAAGUAAUGGGACAAGUUUUUUUAUAAACUCUAUUGGCAAUAGCACCUUAAAUUCUAAAAUAUUUUCUUUAAAGAUUAAAGACAUCCUACAUGUACCUGCUAUCAUAAGAAAUUUACUUUUUGUACAGAAACUAGCUUCGGAUAAUAAUAUUUUCCUUGAAUUUUAUGUCACUUACUAUCUUAUGAAGGAUGAGAAAACCCACAAAAUCCUCCUCAAUGGAACAACUGAAGAUGGACUCUAUCUACUUUGAAGAACUAAACACGAUUCAACUGCUCUACUAGGAGAAAGGACUUCAACCAAUAUCUUGCACGACCGAUUAAGACAUUCACAAUUAAAAGUUUUGA
Molecule: messenger RNA, 1477 nt
Organism: Spirodela intermedia
Lineage: Eukaryota; Viridiplantae; Streptophyta; Magnoliopsida; Alismatales; Araceae
Source: the annotation of a GenBank genome assembly